This is a messenger RNA of Mauremys mutica (yellowpond turtle), 3278 nucleotides long. RefSeq names its product G protein subunit alpha transducin 3 (gene GNAT3). Gene Ontology annotation, cellular component: photoreceptor outer segment; photoreceptor inner segment; heterotrimeric G-protein complex. The coding region runs from base 339 to 1301 and encodes 320 amino acids. The record is from RefSeq and is a predicted model, not a curated record. Gene Ontology annotation, biological process: detection of chemical stimulus involved in sensory perception of bitter taste; adenylate cyclase-modulating G protein-coupled receptor signaling pathway; sensory perception of sweet taste. Gene Ontology annotation, molecular function: G protein-coupled receptor binding; GTP binding; G-protein beta/gamma-subunit complex binding. The transcript is spliced from 9 exons. NCBI's taxonomy places the organism in Eukaryota, Metazoa, Chordata, Testudines, Geoemydidae.
GAAAUAGCAUCUGGGAGGACAUGUGAUAAUGAGAACACUUACCACAGAGAAUGAUUUGCUUAUGCUCUGGUGCUAAAUCAUCAUCAGGGAUCACACCCUCCCUCCUUCUCCAUAUACACUCUGCAAGCACACUAACUGAGACAAAGCAACUUGCCCUUGCAACAUACAGAGCCUCAUUAAAGGCUUGAUCUUGUGCACCUGAAACUCCCAUUGGUGUCCUAGGAUGAGGAAGUGCUAUACUGGAUCAGUCCAUCUACUCCAACAUCCUAUCGCCCCAGAAACCAAUACAAGAUGCUCCAGAAGAAGAUGCAAGAAACUUCAUAAUAAAGACUGAUGGAAUGACCUGCCCACAGGGUGCUGGAGAAUCAGGAAAGAGCACUAUUGUGAAACAAAUGAAGAUCAUCCAUAAAGAUGGCUUCUCAAAUCAGGAAUGCAUGGAGUUCAGAUCUGUUAUUUACAGUAACAUAUUGCAAUCCAUCCUGGCUAUCGUAAAGGCAAUGUCCACUUUAGGGAUUGAUUAUAAAAACCCUGCCAGUAGAGAAGAUGAAAGACAACUGUACACUAUGGCAAAUUCUCUAGAGGAUGGAUCCAUGACUCCUGAAUUGUCUGAAAUCAUAAAGCGACUGUGGAGUGACCCAGGAAUCCAGGCCUGCUUUGAAAGGGCAGCAGAAUAUCAGCUCAACGACUCAGCAGUUUACUAUCUCAAUGAUCUGGACAGGCUGACAGCUCCUGGAUAUGUUCCCAACGACCAAGAUGUUCUGCGCUCAAGAGUGAAAACAACUGGAAUUAUUGAGACUCAGUUUUCCUUCAAAGAUAUGAACUUCAGAAUGUUUGACGUGGGUGGACAGCGAUCAGAGAGAAAGAAGUGGAUUCACUGCUUUGAAGGAGUUACUUGCAUCAUAUUUUGUGCUGCACUCAGUGCCUAUGACAUGGUCCUGGUGGAAGAUAAAAAUGUGAACAGAAUGCAUGAAAGCCUUCACCUGUUCAACAGUAUCUGUAACCACAAGUACUUUGCUACCACCUCCAUUGUGCUGUUUCUAAAUAAAAAGGACCUCUUCCAAGAAAAAAUAACAAAAGUUCAGCUCAGUGUCUGCUUUCCAGAAUAUGAUGGACUAAACACAUUUGAAGAUGCAGGAAAUUACAUCAAGAAGCAGUUCCUAGACUUGAAUUUAAAGAAAGAAGACAAGGAGAUAUAUUCUCAUAUGACCUGCGCCACAGACACUCAGAACAUCAAGUUUGUUUUCAAUGCAGUAACAGACAUCAUAAUCAAAGAAAACCUGAAAGACUGUGGGCUCUUUUAACCAUUUGCUCCCUCAGCUCCAUCCUCUCUAUCUUCCUCUAUCUCUCUCUUCUCACCACUCUUUAUCCUGCAUGUUGGUUGUGGUGGAAAGAGAAAGUGCUGUCAGCUGGGCUUUGGUUAGAUAUAACUUUAUACCUUGGAUGUAGUUUGCAUUGUAGAACAAAGACCCCUGUAAGGAGUGUCAUGAGAUUAUAUGAUCCUGAUGUUGAGAGAUUCUGUGCUCCCAUAUCUCUUAUUGGAAUCAGUAGGAGUUUCCCACUAAAAUCAAUAUGAGUUAAAGUUGAUCAGCAUUUCUCAAGAUAAGGCCCUGUAUUCUUCAAUGAUGGGGGGAAAGUGGUGGAAAGUGAAAGACAAUAUGCAAGAAGGGUUGUGUGGGGUUUUUUAAGGUUUAAGAAAACCUUAAUAUUUAAAAACAUAUCUCUGAAUGUUAUCCAGUCAUUUCAGUUCAGUUUUCUUGUGUUUUCAUGUUACAUUGAUGGUUCAAAAUUAUGUUGCAUUAAUACAACAAUUUUUAUGCAAAUAUAGAAUAACAUGCCCUUAUGGCAUUUUAGAUUGUUGUAUUUAGUUGGCUUAUGGUGCAGCAAUGCAAAUCAGAUUUCUCAAUAUUAUUAUUUGUGUCAAAAAGUUUACGGAAUAUAUAUGUAGAAAUACAUACAUAAUUCAUACAAGAGCUAUAUACUGAAUUUUAAAAAAAUGUAAUAUUGGAAGCAUGAGGCAUCCAAUUUGGGGAAAAAUCAUUGAUAUGCGGUAGAGCAGAAUUAGAGAUAUACCUUACAGUACAUCCCUUAAGGAUAAACUGCAAGUCUUUCUUUGUAGCUGCUAAGACAUGAGUUUAAGGUUCUGAAACCAAUUAUCUCUGGUCAUAGUGUGAUAGCUGCCAUCUUGGAUGACUGAAAGAUCUAUAUAUGUGCAGAAAGUUAAGGGGUAUAGAGAACAUAUAAAUAAACAUAUGAAGGGGCAAACACCAAAGAGGGAGAGGAUUGAAAUGUAGGAUUAGUGGAAUAAAAUUAAGAAAGGAAAAUUUUAGUCCUAGUUUCAGGAAAAUCCUUUUGACAGUAACACCCAUUAGACCUCAUAUAGUCUCUCACUUGGGUCUUUUAAAACUAAACUGAAUAGAACACUAGAAAAUGGAGUGUAGUGGACAGUCCUGCAUUACACAAGAUGACCAAAUACAGUAGGGUCUGCCAUUCCUAAUAUCUGUGUUUCUAUUAACUUCUGAAUUGCAGCCCUUUAAUUGACAUUCAUUAUUUGUAUUUUCAGUAAUGUGUAUUCAAUGCCAACGCAUUGGGAUGACUUUAAAUCAACAAAUCAUGUUUAAAAUGAACGCUGUCAAGAGUGGCAGCAUCAAAAUUAAUUUCUGAAUGCCUUUUUUAAACCAUGGCUUAUAACUGAAAAACCCAUGUGUUAUUUAUGAUAUCGUUCACACCACUUCAAGCAAGAGCAUGAGCAAAUGAAUGGACCUUAUACUGUGCCCUGAAGUUCAACAAAUGUAAAUUGCACACUGUGGGGUUUUAUGCUGCAUCCUCUGAAGCAUCUGGUGUUGACCACUCUCAGAGACAGGAUUCUAGGCUUCAAGACCCAUUGCUCUGAUGCAGAAUGGCAAUUUCUUUGUUCUUAAACUUGAGAUCUUGAAAGCCAACAACAGGAAUGAGCUCCAGCAUUGCGGGCCCAACACCAAAAAUAUUCUAAUGCUCCCAAAAGUGCAAAUAUAAUGACUUUUAAGAGAACUUCUUCUGAUCUCAGCAGUCAGAAAGGCAGUAUCUAUUGUACACAGAACCAGGACUAUGCCUGUAAAAUGACCAGUUUUUCCCCUCAGGAAUAUUUGCAUGCAAAACCUGAUCUUUUCACAAAUAUUUGCAAACUUUGUCAGAAGCAAAUCUCUCACCGAAUACAGCCCUUCACUGCAAAAAGAUCUAAUUUUGCCAACUAAGGAAACUCAUCAACUUGCUUAAAAUCACCACAAGAAGAAAUUUACUAU